UUUUUCAGCGUGUGAUCAAAUGCUUCAAUUUAGUCAAAUGCUUUUAUCAAGUUUAUUGUUCAUCGGCCUGUUCUCCAACAUUUUGUGUGACGAGACUACAACAAGAAAUUUCAUCAAAGGAUCAAACAAAACUUUAGAACCAAAAUAUGAAUGCCGAAUAACCAAAGCUCUCUAUGAGAUGUAUAUGGGAGUUACUUGGCAUGGUAAACCUACUAGUCCAAAGAAAUAUUGUCGCGAACCUGGCUGUUUCUACAUUCAAGAACAAAGUAAUUUUGGUUGGGUAUUUCCUGGAUUUCUCAAUGAACCGGAUAAAGCAAAAAGAGUUUUGAUGGGUUGCCGUUCAGACAUUCCCUAUUUACUUUUGAGUACAAAUCAAAAUUUGAAGAUCAAUUACCAUUUACGUUUACACCAAACUCUAAUAUUUCUUCGAGCGUGCUUUGCUGGAAUUAAGGAUGAAAAUUUUUUAUUAAAUGAAAACUGUCAGGCCGAAUCGGAUACUACAAAUUAUGGAAAUGGAGAAAUUUUAUCAAAUGAAACUUGGCUCGGACGUUUUUUACCUAGCGCUCAAAAGCGUUGUUUCUACAAAUUCGUUGAUGGAAUUUUCUUUGUUCGUGAUGAGAAGUUAGAACAACAACGAAUUGUUUGUUGCAGUAAUGGAACUAAUACAGUACAGGGCGAGAUACAUUUUCGAGAAACUUGCAAAGUAACUACAAGAGGAAUGAAUGAUGUUAAAAGUUGGCGUAUAACCGAUAAUUAA
Molecule: messenger RNA, 757 nt
Organism: Meloidogyne enterolobii
Lineage: Eukaryota; Metazoa; Nematoda; Chromadorea; Rhabditida; Meloidogynidae
Source: the annotation of a GenBank genome assembly